Messenger RNA from Protopterus annectens (West African lungfish), 1498 nucleotides. It is a transcript of the gene ELOB, whose product is annotated as elongin B. Gene Ontology annotation, biological process: transcription elongation by RNA polymerase II. Gene Ontology annotation, molecular function: protein binding. NCBI's taxonomy places the organism in Eukaryota, Metazoa, Chordata, Ceratodontiformes, Protopteridae. The record is from RefSeq and is a predicted model, not a curated record. Gene Ontology annotation, cellular component: elongin complex; VCB complex.
UGGUAGGUCUGCGCUUGCCCACUAUGUUUUGCGUGCCGCGCGCAACGAUACGGAGCUCCUGAGUUUACAGGACAACAGACGGAGGUUCCGUGGUAUCCUCAGUGGGAACGAUGGAUGUCUUUUUAAUGAUUCGUCAUCGCAAGACAACCAUCUUCACAGAUGCAAAGGAAUCGACAACAGUGUACGAACUGAAGAAAAUUGUGGAAGGCAUUCUAAAACGUGCACCUGAGGACCAGAAACUAUACAAGAUGACCACUUUGAGCCAUUGUGUAUUGAUCCGUUCUCCAGCCCACCUGAGCUCCCAGAUGUUAUGAAGCCACAGGACUCGAGCAGCAGUGCCAAUGAGCAAGCAGUGCAGUGAGACCAGCGACUUGUGGAGGAGAUGCAGGGUACGGCUGCUGAUGCCUGCUGCCCUUCUGCAGACACUUCACAUGAUGUACAUAAACAGAAGCAAAGGACUUUUCCACCCCACCCUGCGUUUUUCACAGAUUAUGAACUGCACUGUUGUUCACUCGACAGCAGUGUCCCCCAAUCCCUGUUUCUGUUGGGUACAUAUGGACUUUGUAGCUAAGCUCUCUUUUUCUUGGCACAGCAGGCAUGGAAUGUGUGUAUUUGAGUGCUAACAUUUUCUGUUGCUGGGACUUUACCUGUUUUUAGGUUUUUUUCACUUGUGUUAUGUGGACUUGCUUUUGGUAGCACAACAUUCAAGUAUUUUGUUUUUGUUAAUAAUUAAGCCAUUGAUAAUGGUGCUGAAAACAGAUGUCUUUGUUUUUCUUGAGUGCUGAAGUGAAGCAGGCAGACACUGCAUUUCAGUAGUGUCUGCCAGUUUGAGUUCUGGAUGAUAGCUUUUUUGAAAUGUUGCAUAGUUGUAAGAAUUUUAUUACACCAUCCUCAAAAGUUUAACCAGACUAAAGCAUUCAAAAAAAUUAGUCCCCGUCGUUCAGAAGACAGUCAAGUGAUUCAGAGUGAACGAUUGCUCACAGACUAGUUUUCAUAUUGUUAGGCUGUGCAAAAAAAAAAAAAUAAUGAGACCUUUUCACAUGACCCAUGCAAUUUUUAUUGGAAUAACGUCAUAAAGCCCCACAUUGUUUUUGCAUACCUUGGUGUAGGACAUGGAUGGUCUGGUUGUUUUGGAAGAUGAAGCUUUCAUGAAAUAUCCCCUUGUUUCCUUCAGCUUGGUGUCACUUAUUUAACCGGAGCAAGUUGGUGCAUUCUACAGCCUUGGUUCUGUGACUUACCUUGCCUUUUCCCAGCAAUAGACUAGCCAAGAUCUUGUUUGCAUGGUGAUGCACUGAAACACCAUUUGAGUAAUUGUCCCUGCUACAGCUGUACACCACACUUGUGUCCUGCCAGGUUCAAGUGAAGAAGCUGUAGUCGAUUAUAAGAUUUGCUGCACUAAAGUGCGUCUGAAAUUGAUUAAAUGGAUGUGACCAUUGUAGUGGACAUUCCCUGUAAAGGAAAAGGCCAAUAAUAAAUUCAUAGACUUCAGUUACUUGCA